AUGGGGAAGCAAGGAUCCCCUAGAAGUCCACGUCCCGACGUGGUGAAUGUGAAAGAUUAUCAGAAAAGAAGUUCAGAAUGUUUGCCUGGUAGUGAUCCUAUCCUUGGGAGGAGAUUGUCAGGAGGGGAUAGUAAUUGGAAAACAAAAGUUGUAUUGCUUCAUGACUUGAAAACUGAGUAUGGGAAGCUUGGUUCUUGCAAGGCAGUUUAUGUUGGGAAAAGGCACUUGUGGUUCCGAAAGCAUGUUAAGUCAAUUGCUUUUAUGUUUGCUUUGAUGGGGUCUCUUUUCCUGCUUGAUUCUUUCAUGGUGUCACUUUUUGAUUCAAUAAAUCUGCAAAAUAGUUCACCCUCACGUACAUCAAGUGGUCUUAAGGGGGAUAGACAUAGAACUGCCUAUGUUAAAGAAGAAGAACCACCAGUCCAGAUGUAUGGUCGGCUUCAAAACUUGGCUUACAGUGCUCUUGCAGAGAAAGAGUUCGUGCAAGACACCUCGAAUUUCUGGGAGGAACCACGGAGGGCAUCUUUAUGGAAACCUUGUGCCGAUAGAAAAGAUUCAGAAAAAUUAGGGCAACAUGACAAAAACAAUGGGUACCUAAUGGUCAGUGCAAAUGGUGGUCUCAAUCAACAAAGAGUAGCUAUAUGCAAUGCCGUUGCCUUGGCAUCUUUACUUGAUGCAACCCUAAUUCUUCCCAGAUUUCUUUACAGCAAUGUAUGGAAGGAUCCGAGCCAAUUCGGUGACAUCUAUCAAGAGGAGUAUUUUAUGAAUGUCAUGAAGGAUGAAGUGAAUAUCGUAAAAGAGCUUCCUUCUCAUUUGAAGUCAUUAGAUAUUGAAGCAAUCGGUAGCCUAAUUACUGAUGCAGACAUUGUGAAGGAGGCAAAGCCCUUUGAUUACCUUACAAAAGUACUUCCUCUCCUGCUGCGGAAUGGAGUUGUUCACUUUCUUGGAUUUGGAAAUCGACUUGGAUUUGAUCCAUUGCCUAAUAGACUUCAGAAAUUAAGGUGCAAAUGUAACUUCCAUGCAUUGAAGUUUGUGCCAAAAAUUCAAGAAGCUGGUUCAUUGUUGAUCAGAAGGAUAAGGAAGUACGAUACUGCACAGAGUAUGUUGGAUAAACAACUUGUCGGAGAGUUUUUGUCUGGCAGUCCCUCAAAAAAACAUGAUUCAGCAAGAGGAUCAUCCAAAUAUCUUGCUUUACACCUGAGGUUUGAAGUGGAUAUGAUUGCCUACUCCUUGUGUGAUUUUGGAGGAGGGGAAAAGGAGAGAAGGGAACUCCAGGCUUACAGAGAGAGUCAUUUCCCUCUGCUUAUGGAACGCUUGAAACACUCCACGCCUAUCUCUUCAUCAGAGUGGAGAAACUUAGGGAGAUGUCCAUUAACACCUGAAGAAGCUGCGCUUGUACUUGCUGGUCUUGGAUUCAAACGUGGAACUUACAUUUAUCUCGCUAGUUCUCAUAUAUAUGGGGGAAAAUCUAGGAUGCAUUCAUUCACAAGCCUCUAUCCCAACUUAGUCACAAAGGAAACGCUCCUGACACCCAGUGAGCUUGCACCUUUUAGGAAUUUCUCUUCGCAGCUAGCAGCAUUGGAUUUUAUUGCCUGUGCAACUGCAGAUGUCUUUUCCAUGACUGAUUCUGGGAGCCAACUCGCAUCCCUAGUGUCUGGAUUCCGCACUUACUAUGGCGGUGGCCAUGCUCCUACGCUGCGGCCUAACAAGAAGAGGCUAGCGAAAAUUUUGUCAGAGAAUAGCACCAUAGGUUGGAAUAGUUUUGAAGAUAGAGUAAGAAAGAUGAUCGAGGAAGGUCAGAGUGUUCGCAUACGGGGUUUUGGUCGAAGCAUUUACAGACAACCAAGGAGCCCAGGAUGCAUGUGUAAAACCCACUAG
Messenger RNA from Dovyalis caffra, 1875 nucleotides. The record is from the annotation of a GenBank genome assembly. Lineage: Eukaryota; Viridiplantae; Streptophyta; Magnoliopsida; Malpighiales; Salicaceae.